Molecule: messenger RNA, 14902 nt
Organism: Homalodisca vitripennis (glassy-winged sharpshooter)
Lineage: Eukaryota; Metazoa; Arthropoda; Insecta; Hemiptera; Cicadellidae
Product: vacuolar protein sorting-associated protein 13D-like
Biological process (GO): protein targeting to vacuole; protein retention in Golgi apparatus; mitochondrion organization
Cellular component (GO): extrinsic component of membrane
Molecular function (GO): protein binding
Source: RefSeq, a predicted model, not a curated record
UGUUUUCAGUGUUAUAUUCGGCAACUUGGGUUAUUCCGUAUCGGUCAAUGUUCAUUCAUGAAUCAUGAUUUGAUAAAAUUGUAGGUUAACUCUGUGUGUGGGUAAACACGAAUCCAGUAAAGGUCCGAUAUUCCUGUAGUUUAUUAUUUAUUUGAUUUUCGAUAAUUUUAAAUGACUUGUUAAUGAUUGUGAAAUUGUUAUGUGGUGAAUAUAAACAUGUUGGAGGGACUGGUAGCCUGGGUAUUGAACAAUUAUCUUGGAAAAUAUGUAGAAAACCUAAAUACUGACCAAUUGAGUAUCGCUCUUCUUCAAGGUGCAGUCGAGUUAGAGAAUCUACCGUUGCGCAAGGAUGCAUUGAGACAUGUUGGGCUGCCAAUUGAGGUGAGAGCUGGCUUCAUCGGUAAAAUCCGACUAAAGGUGCCAGUCAGCCAGAUACGUAGUGCACCUUGGGAGAUCAGCAUAGAUCAGCUUUACUUGGUAGCGGGGCCUGUGCGUUUAUCAGAUUGGGACGAGGAGGGGGAGGAGCACGCUGUGUACGAAUACAAACUAAGUCUGCUGGACGCCAUAGAGGCAAGAUGGAGAUCAGAGACCGACACAGCCCCAGAAUACAGCUACUACGCCUCCAGUUACAGUUCUUGGCUUGGAUACGGCACUAGUCUGGUUACCAACAUUGUCGAGAACUUACAGCUGAAGAUCUCCGAUGUCCACUUCCGGUAUGAAGAUGAGCUGACGGUCCCUGGCUGUGGGAUUGUGCUGGGAUUGCAGGUGGAGUCAUUGACGGCCCACAGUUGUGACGAGAGCUGGACCCCCGGCAGUGUCGGCAAGGACAGCAAUAAUAGCUUCAAGUUGCUGCAGCUUAACAACCUGGCGAUAUACUGGGACAAUGUAUCCACGGAACAGAUGAUGAGUGACCUAUCCAUACCUGAGCUGUCGGCUGCUAUGGGCAAGAAAAGCAGUGAUGUGAACCACAACUACCUGUUGGUACCUGUUAGUGCACAGGCCCAGGUGAAACGCAACCGCUCCGAGCACCCUCUGCGCUCGCGCCAUCAACCACGCAUUGUCUGUGAUCUCAAGUUUGAGGAAGUUCGUCUCUCACUCACUGAUAAACAGUUCGACCAGAUGGUGAGCAGUAUUAAGAUGUUGGAUAGUGUGAUGUUGAGUCAACGCUAUCGUAAACAUCGGCCCAGCACACCGAUAAUGGAAGACCCUCGGGCCUGGUGGAGGUAUGCCUUCACAUGCAUCACAGUCCCCCGGCAAACUUGGGUCACAAUGCACCAGCGUGCAAAGGAGAACAUAGCAUAUGUAGACAUCUACAGCAAGCUGUUGCACACCAGCACAGCGUCAGCACCCCUGGCCCCAGACAACAAGCAGCUCAAGGAUAAGGUUGAGUGGGAACGUGGAUUCGAGGAACUGCGAGCACUCAGAGAGGUAGCAAUGUGUCGAGUGCGGCCACCCGCAUUGCCCAAUGCUGUGGCCGUCCACAAACAGCAAGGCCGCAGUGUACUGGUCAGCUGGUUCCCACAGUGGUGGGGCUGGUAUUCUGCUCCUGCCCCAGCGUCCACUGUGUCCCCUGCUACUGACACGGGCCCCGCCUCUGCCCCCGCUCCUGCUCCUGGCCCGCCCACCCUGGAAGAUGAGAUAUUGGAUGUUCUGGCAGACACGGUAGAGAACAGCACUCUACUCAAGCGAGACACUGUGUUCGGUCAGAUCAACUUCACUGUCAACCAGGGCAUCUUCCACCUCUGUGGAGACAACCAGACACCAGUGAUGGAGCUGCAGUUUGAGCGAGUACGGCUGGGGCUAGAGAGUAGACCUCGCACCGGCUCUCAUUGUGUGCAGGUGGAGCUGGGUGGUCUCAUGCUUCACGACAACCUCACACUGGACUCUGCCUUCCCAGUUCUGAUCUCCCCACAAAGCAGCGAGGCAGCCCCCUCCGGUCGUCCAGCAAGAAACCUCCCUCCUGGCCUGCAGCGCCUUCUCAACCAGAGUUCUGAUACCAAGGAAGAGCCUCUCUUUCAUCUCAGCUAUGAGUACAAACCGUUCAACUCCAGUGCUGAUUUCAGAUUGGAAGUCCGCUCGGAAGCAUUGGAUGUAGUGUAUAAUCCAGGUGCUGUUAAAUGGCUGAUAGACUUCUUCGUCCGACCUUUCCAGACGUCAGACCCAAGUUUCCGAGCUGCGGCCAGGCAGGGCUACAAUGCCAUGAAGCAACGUACCAAACAGGAGAUCUUCAGAAAUUGGGACAAAAUCCUCCAGGGACAUUUGACUGCCAGGAAGACAUGGGACAUUGACUUGGCAAUCUCCGCCCCGCAGAUCUUUCUUGUGGAACAUUUCAAUGAUAAAAAUGCUGUGCUGUGUGUGGUGGACUUGGGCAAGCUGCACUUCACCAAUAGAGAACCUGUCGUGGAUGUACGUCUGUCUGUCGUUUCUGACCCUGACCAAGAGGAUGAAGAGGCAUUCCAGACACCAUGUUCCACACCGCCAGGCAGUGAGGCAAGCGACUCGCUAGAAACCGUUGGCUCUCCUCUCAACCAGACUCUGGAGACCUCUGGCAGCAUCAGUGAGCUGGCUCUGCACCACAAGCUAUACGACAGGUAUUCAAUGGACCUCAAUGAGCUACAGAUCCUUGUAGGAAGAGUAAAGGACAACUGGAAGUUUGCUCAUCUGAAAGGAACAUCUGCACUCCACGUUCUGGAUCGAUUCAGCAUUUCACUCCAGGUGGAAAGAAGAAUUGUUUACACCACUGAUCCGCAGUUUCCAAGCCUUACCCUUGCUGGGAACCUGCCGAAACUGGUGGUACACGUCAAUGAACAGAAGAUACUUGCACUUCGCACUCUGGUUGAUGUCAUCUCAGGGAAAGGUCUCCCAUCUCCUUUCAGGUCUCAAGAAGGAUCUCCAGAUGAGACUAAGAUGGCACCAACAGUUGUGACCGGUGAGAACAAAUCACACUCUACGGGGGACACAAAUGACUGCAGUGGAGCACGUCUUUUGAUGUUGCAGUUUUGCGUGGACCAACUGGCUUUGGAAGUGCAGUCUCGCAGCCGCAGUGUCGCAGAACUGCAGGUGUCUGGUGUCCGAGUGUCAUACACCAAGCGACCUUUCGACACGAGUCUCACCCUCAGUGUUCACGGACUGCUGCUGGUGGACGCUCUCCAGACCUUUGGUCCUGACUUUGAGCUCCUCGUUGCUAGCCACAAACAUGUUGGAAUGGACAGUGUCAGUGGAAGUCUACGAGACAGUGAACCGACAUCUCCCACUUCUCCUGGCUCUCCGGACCCGCUGUAUAGCCGCAACUUGCGAGGAUUCCCCAUCACCUCCCCUUCGGCCAUCACCACAGCGCUGUCUACGCUUUCCACUGACCAGAGCAGAGUCAAGUCACCUUUAGGGUUCUGUCCCUCCUCCCCCCCGACUGGCCCCUGGCCACCCCUGGUACCCCUGGAGGUGCCCAGCACUGAGGCACUCAUCACUAUAGAGCUGGUGUCUGUCAGCGCAGACUGUCCCACUAACACUGACGCCAGGGAACAGCUGCAAAUCGCCAAUAUACAGUUCAACAAUCUGGAUAUCAUUGCCAACCAGGAGACAAUUGUGGAACUGAUUGGGUUUGUUAAAAGAGUAUUUCCAAGCAAACCGGUUCAUCACAAACCUCCUGUACUUCUGACACCAGAAGAUGAAGUGGACAGUUUAUCAUCAGAGCCGGUCAGCCGACGGCCGAGUUUUGUUCCACCUCCAAGCACUCGGACGCAGCUCACCUUUGACUUCCACCGCCUCAACAUUCUGCUGUUGCGGGCCGUUUUGAAGGACAAUGUUCUCGUUGGCCGCAAGAUCGCUACUGUUACUCUCAGUCAUGCCAAGAUUAAUGCCUCAGUUGGGUCAGAGCUGCUGGUGGAGGGCUCAUUGGGUGGACUUCAGGUGCUGGAUCUGACAGCAGAAGGUCACACACAUCAGCGUAUUCUCAGUCUGGGGCAAGACCCUCUGACGGAGAACAUGGACCUGAUGGCGUGUCUCAGUGCUGACCUAUAUACCAUGGCAGGCACACCCUCGUACACACCUUCACGCCGACAGGAGAAAGAGGCCUUUAGUUUCACACUCCAGAGGAAACUACAUUCCGAUUCUGAUAGUGCUGCUAUAUCCAUCAGGUUUGCAUCUGUGUGGUACACUCACUCCCCCCACCUAUUGCUGGAGCUGCAGUCUUGCGCCAAAGAGUUCAAGCAGUACUUGGCUAACUUGGCACGUUCCAUUGGCUCAGCAGCUACGGAGAUGGCUAUUGGACUCGUUCAUGCCAGGGCCGAACAGUUGGCUCAGUCGCUGUCAAUGAGCAGUCGACUGUAUGGGUCUGCGACGGAUAUUGCUUCGACCCCGCGAAAGCGACGCCGCAGCAGUCUGUCUCAGUCCCUGGAGAUGCUGGACUCUGGCCAGGUCACCAAUACUCGGGGUACAGUCACACCGUUCAGUCCCACUGAGGACCCUCUACUGCGCACUCGGAUACAGUGGGAUGUGAUCCUGGACACGCCGGUGGUGGUGUUACCGCGAGCGCCCAACAGCACCCAAGUGUUAGUGGCUCACCUGGGCCGUAUGUCACUCACCAACAAUCAGCCCGAACCCUUGAGCUCAUGGCUAUACGACUCCGAUGUCUGUGACCAUUACGAUAUAGAGAUACGUGACAUGAAUGUGUACACUCUGGAUAUACAGAAACAUCUGGCCGAAGGCCCAAUGAUGCAGAGAGUGGAGAAGUUGUACAGUUGUGCGGACCAGGGUAAGCCAGUGUUGUACGACACAGUGAUACAGUUGACAGUGGAUCACCAGGCUGGCCAGAUGCACAUGAGGCACUCUGAGAACAUUCUGCUCGAGUCAGGGCCAGAGUUCACUGCGGCAGAGCGUCAGAAUAACUUCCAGGUGCGAGCGAGUGUAGUGACACCGCUGAAGGUUUCUCUGUCACGUCAGCAGUACGAGCAGGUGUUAGAGACGGUGAGUUACAUGGUGAGUGAACAGACUACUCAGCAGACUGAGCCUCUCUCUGUGAGCGACAUGGUGGAGCGUCCACUGCAGGACAUCGAGGAGGACUCUGAGCUCACUGGUGUCACCACGCUCAAUCUUGACCCCAAACUACGAGCUAGGAUGUACCUGAACACUCCCACUAACCAGGAGCUGCGGCAGCAGUCCUCAUUCAUACUAAAAGCAUCCAUGGAUCUACCUAUAUUUACAGUUGAACUAAAGGCAGAUUUAGGGUCUGGUGAACAAGGUUUGGUGGACCUGUCCUUUAGAGACCUUCAAGUUCAUUAUGACAAAUCUCAUUCUCUGGAGACAAAUAUUCAGAUGUCUCUUCGCUCUCUGGUGAUGGAAGACCUGCUGCAGGCCCCAGACUCACGACACCGAAGGAUCAUGUCGUCCACACAGGCCAACCCCGCAGCACCUCUAGCCUUCGUAUCGCAGUCCUGCCCCAAUCUGGCAGCGGUACUACAUCCUGGCACGAGUGAUACUCACAUCUCCUUGCCUGACCACUUGGAGACUGAUAACGCGUUUGGGAGGUGGUACAGACCCAAUAUGCCAGCAGAACCGAGUGCCAUACCUAAGAAGCCGAUGACUGCAGCUGUCAACGGCCUGUACCCCUCCACCCCUCCUCCCUCGCCAAGGGGCACCCCUUCACCUGCUGUCUUCUCUGAGGACAAUCUGGUCCACAUCAAUGUGGUGCUUAGGGCUCCCAGACAUCCUUCUCUAAAUAUGUCUAGGUGUGUGAAUAUAGAUUUUAAUAGUCUGGAUGUAGUGGUCAAUGUUGAGUCAUGGGUUGUAGUCCUGGACUUCUUCGGCAUCAGCUCCACACAACCACCUCUGGACAAGCAGAGCCCGGGGGGACAGCCACCUACUUCGGAACUAGUCAGCUUUGGUAGUGACAAGCCUCAGAUGAACACGGAAACGGAGAUCUCAGUGCGCUCACUCAGUGUGGUGCUGAACCGUGCCGAGUGCGAGGUGGCUCGUGCUGUCAUGUCACAACUGAGUGCACGGGUGGUCACGCAGGCAGGCAGUGACGUGACGGACACAGAGGCUAGUGUUGGAUCACUCAGCCUCUUAGACCUGACACCAGUCCACGGUCAACUGUACAGGGAGAGAUUCCUCACUGCAGGCCUCAACCUUAUCAUGAAGAAGUAUAACUCACCUGAUGUGUACCUGAUAAGAGAAUAUGACAUGUACCUGCGACUAGACAUGACAUCCGUACAAUACGUUCAUACCAAACGCUUCAUCGCAGAGCUGCAGGCUUUCUUCCGGCAGUUCUCUCAACUGCAGAGGAUUCUAGACAGCAUACGCUCUGCAAGACAGGUUAGUGAGUUGCAAGGCCCAGGGACCAGAUUAAAGCUAGAAGUGAACACUGCUUCUCCUGUGAUCCUUCUGCCGAUGAGCUCUCAGUCGAACGAAGUGUUGGUGGCCGACCUCGGAAAGCUGAGUGUGAGCAACCGGUUUGUGAUGUCUGGCACUCACGGCUCCAGUGACAGUGGUCAGGACACAGCAAAAGAAGUGCUGUUGGAUGUGAUGCAAGUACAACUGGACAACAUGGACAUCUUGAGUGGGCAGAGAGUGACACAGCCCCAGCCCAGCAGCCUGUGUCUGGGAAGCUAUUGGGUGACACGGCGCGACGGCUCUUUGCUGCGUGACAAGUGUCAGCUGCAGCUCGUAGUCGAGCGGAACCUGAUGACUCACAUCGCCCACCCAGUGCCAGACAUGAGGAUACAAGGUACCCUAUCUGCUCUGGCAGCUACUGUAGACCUGGACCAGUACAAACUCAUAAAAGGUCUAUUGAGUUUCAACAUCGGAGAGUGUAUUGAUGAUUUGCUACCUGUGGAGACUGACACUGUGCAAGAAGAGGAAGAGGUCUGCAACGUUUGGUUGUGGAACUCCAUCCAUCUGGAGCUGGUGGACGUGAGCGUGUGUCUCAAACGCAAUCCGCAACUCACACUGGCUUGCGUGAACUUUGUGAAGUCGCACCUCAAUGUCGACAGUUUCAGCGAUCAUACACAGGACGUAGAUUUGGUCUCUCAGGAGAUACUCAUCACCGAUACUCGCUUCUUGAAUGAACCAGCCAACAAGAGGUCCAACAUAUUUACCAACAUCCUACAGCCUAUUCUGAUGAGUUCAGAGGCAGGCACGGUCCAAGCUCAAGUACAUCAUAGGAGACUGUUGGACAUGUCCAAGUUCACAAUUCUCUUGAACAACAUGAGGCUCAUGGCUAUUCUUGAUUGGUGGGAAACUGUUCGGGACUUCAUCCUUGAAAAUCCAGAAAAUCCUUGUCCAGUGAACAAUGUCUUGGGAGUGAACAGAGAAGAGAAGAAGCCUUCAGGUGCAGAAGAACCAGUGGCCUUUGAAAUGAAGUUAAAUAUCACCAAUUCGGAAAUUGUGUUUGUUGAGGAUACCUCACAGUGGGAUUCAAACUCAGUAAUUUUAAAGAGCACAACAGUUAUCACUUACCGGCCUCUGGUGGUGGAGAAGCCUCUCUCUUGUAAUUUGAACCAUUGUGAGAUGUUCUCCUGUAUCCUGGGCAUGGAGGAUGAGACGGCUCUCUCCAUUAUUGAUCCUGUCACUGUCAACAUUGAGAUAGUUCUCGAUAAGGAUGUUAAAACACUCAAGGUACACAUGGUACACUUGAGUUUACGGCUUUCGUAUCAUGACGUGAGGAUGUUCUCGCAGAUGUUGGAGUCCUUGCCCAAACAGACCCGGUGGGCCCGCAGUCACAGCUUACAAGCUGUGGUAGACACCAGACCUGCUAACUUUAAAAGCCAGCUGACCAAACUUAGUGCGCUCGGCUUCACCAAGAGCGAUUGUGCAACUGCACUUGAAAAGUGUAAUGGGCAACUGGACGAUGCUGCUCUCUGGCUUACUCAGCAUGCUUUUCCAGUCCAGGACACAAGUGGUGACAGAAACAGUGCUUCUGUCAACAGAUCAUUCACAGUUAUUGAGGUUGAGACAGACUGCCUGUCGAUGUGCAUCAUUGAUGACUGUAGAGACGCUGAUGUACCAUUGUUGGAGCUGACUCUAGGCUCUCUGUUGUUGCGACAAGAUCUGGCCCAGCAGCUGGGAUCAGCCUCUUGUUCUCUCAACAGUGACUACUACAACCGCUUUCUCUCCGGCUGGGAGCCUUUCUUGGAGCCCUGGAUGUGUAGUGUACACUGGGAUAAGACCCAAGAGUUGCUGAAGGUCCAUCUCACCAGUGAGGAGACUCUGAACGUGAACAUCACUAGCACUCUUGUAGAACUGUUCAACAGUGUCAAGGAGUCGUGGACUCAGGAUUACUAUAAUCCCAGGGAAAGCACCAGGUGUGACGUGGCUACUAACAUAAAGACACUCGGCAGUCCACCGGGAUAUCGUAGGAGAUCACCGUUUGUUCCCUUUGCUCUGCGCAACGACACCGGUUCACGGCUUUGGUACACAACUAUCACCACCUCCAAUAAUCGAUUCCUUGAUGGAAUGGAAGGCCAGAGUAUGCAGACAGACAGAUUCCAGUGGGUGUCCGUCGAUCCUGGUGAAACUGUCCCGUUCUCUUUUGAGGAGAGAGGUAAGAUGCGACAUCGGUAUACACACAAGGUGAUCAUACAUCAGCUGGGAGUCAGGGUGGAAGGAUGGGAGCCAAUAGACCCAGUCACAGUAGACAGGGUGGGAGUUUACUUCCGGCUCGCAUCCCCUGACUACACUUCCGCACAUAGUGAGCUGCCCCAAGCCAGAGUUGUACUGGAGGUAACGCUGGAAGGCUCGGCUCGUAAGCUGGUGACAGUCAGAUCAGCUCUGCAGCUGUGCAACCAACUGGUAGAUACAGUGGAAGUAAAGUUGGACAACACACAUAUCCACUCUGGCUCUCCCAUGCACCUGACAGCCAACCCGGGAGCCACACUGUCUGUGCCGCUAGCCUACGCACUUGCGCAGGUGUGGGUGCGACCUCUGGACAGAUCUCAGGUGCCCACCCACUACCAUGCAUUCUGCAACCGGCCUAUCACCUGGCAGCAUGUCACUCGACCACAGCGCGUCGUGGAGGAACUGCGUCAAUGUCACAGCAAUCGUGGCCUCAACUACAAGUUCUCAGUGGUGAUUCGCAGAGAGAACUAUCCUGUGGACCGGCCGCCACCCCUGGCUCCUCCCCUGUCCAGUGUGUGGUUGCAGCCUGCUCAUACCAUCACCUUGCUCAACUCUCUCACCUUAGUAAACCUGCUGCCUUACGAGCUCAACUACUCUGUCAAAAACAUGGUCUCUGGCCGUGUCCGGGCUGGGCAGGAGGCUGCGAUACACCAGGUGGAUCAGGACCACCAGAUAGAGCUGAACAUCGGUCUGGAGAACUACCCUGGGGUGGGGACCUUGACCAUUCCACCCCUCCCAACCCCUUUCACCCACAAACUGAGACUUCAUGAUCAGGCCAGGCGGAGACUGCAGGUGGUUGCGAGUGUGGUAGCUCAGCAAGGCACAGGUCUCAAGGUAUCGGUGUCAGCACCGUUCUGGUUGGUCAACAAGACGGGGCUGCCGCUGGUGUUCAGGCAAGAGGGGGUAGCAACUGAAACUGCCGGACAGUACGAGGAACAUGAAGUGGCGCGAAUGGUGGCACCACUGCUGUUUUCAUUCGUAGAACAGGAUGCCAGCCCCAUGGUGGUAGCCAGGGUGGGCAGCAAAGUGCAUCCUGAGGGAACUCCCCAGUGGUGCCAACACUUCAGACUACAGCCAGGUGUGCAGGUGCGAAGACUGCGGGUGACUCAGUGGGACAACAGACCUGAUCUUGUGUACAUGAUCGGGAUAGACAUACGUCCCGGUCGUGGCCGCUACAGGUGUACCAACAUUGUCACUCUCACUCCUCACUACCAGAUACACAACAAGUCUACCCGCAGAAUACAGUUUGCUCAACUGUGUUUUGCUUCCACUGUAAGUGAUCCAGGAGCCCAAGCCACGUAUCUGUCCGCAGUUCCAGACUGUUCCCUAGCAUUCCAUUGGCCCAGGCUGGACAAGGACCAACUAUUGUGUCUGCGACUUUGUGAUGUUCAACAGUGUCGCUGGUCCGGAGGAUUUAAAAUUGACAGCAAUGAUUCCCUCCAUAUCAAUGUUCGGAAUGCCAGCGGACAAAUGUAUUUCCUAAGGGUGGAGAUCAUGCUGCAGAGAGCCACUUUCUUCAUUGUCUUUACUGAUGCUGACUCCAUGCCAGCUCCCAUACGAGUAGACAACUUCUCACAAGUCCCUGUCACAUUCCACCAGACAGGGGUCCAGUGCGUGACGUCUGUACGAGCUCACUCCUCCGUGCCCUAUGCACUGGACGAGCCCACCAAACCUCAGAGACUAACAGUGGUGGCUCCAGGAGGUGUCAGUUCCAGCUAUGACAUCAAUAAACUAGGAGAGGGUAACGGUCUCACCUACGAGAACUUCAUCUACAUUGCUUUCACUGGCACAUUCAAGAGUGUGGGUGACUCAGUGGAUCCAUUGGACGUGGAGUGCCAACAGCUGGUUCUGGAGGUGCCUGAUGGCUGUACCCAGGUGGUGCUGGCCCGCAAACAGUUCGGGGCUCGCAGUCAGCUGUGGAGAAUGACAGGAGAGGGCCAGCUUCAGCACGAGGGUUCCAGCCCUCCCCGUGCUUCACCUGACAAGAUAUUGGUGCUUGAUAUAUCAGGACCCGCCCCACAGCCAUCUCACUGUGUUAACUUGCUGCUGCGCCGGCCGGACAAGCGGCGCAAGUCAACGCAGACUUGGCGCUUUACAGAUGAUGGCCGACUAUGCUGUGUCCACAACAACAUGUGCGUUCAGGCCAAAGAUGGCUUCUUCGGUCUCCGACAAGGGAGUGAAGUGGUGCUGGGUCCCAGCUGUCUGACGCAAGAGCGCAGUGUACCGCUGGAGCAGCUAGUCAACCGUCAGAGACUGCGGCCUGGCUCAGGCUUUCUCACAGUCAAGGUGCUCACCGAUGGCCCCACCCGCGUCCUGCAAGUCACUGAUGUCAAUGACUCUCGGAUAGUGGCAGUGGUGGAGGAAAGUGAUUGGAUGAAUGUUGCAACCAACUUGAGACCUCCUCCAGUUCUCACAGACGACUCAACCAUACUGGCUCCUAGGGACAAUAAGGAAGUGCAGUUAACAGUGGAGUUGCCUUGUAUCGGGGUGAGCCUGGUGUCCCGCAGUCCCCCAGAGGAGCUGGUGUACGCUAGACUCUCCCGGAUGCACCUGAAUGUGAUGUGGACAGCGGAGAUGGAAAUGUUGAGUCUCCACGUGGAGGAUCUGCAGAUCGACAAUCAAUUAUUUGAGGCUCAGUGUCCUGUCGUGUUGUACGUGACGCCGCCCACCUCUCGCUCCACAGAUCCUGAGGAGGUAGCGAGGCCUGCCAUACAGAUCUCUGCCGAGCGUGUGCCUCACCGGAACACUUCCAAUGUGGAGAUUGUCAAGCACUUGAUUGUACGAACGAAAAACAUAUCACUGAAUGUGGAGGAGCGUCUGUUAUUGAAACUGUUUGCUUUCGUCGGAUUCAAAGCGCAUGAAGAGCCAGAAACAGCUGAUGAGAGUGACUUUGAAACUCAACGUAUCCUGGCAGAGGCUACAUCAGCACAUGCCAAACGCUACUACUUCGGCUCCCUCAAGCUGAUAUUCUGCCAGCUGCGUCUAAGUGUGGCAACCAGUAGCAAGUUGAGUGAUCAGCUGGUGGCCAUCAAGCGCAAGUUGGGCCUCACGCUCAUCAAGUUCCAGGACGCAGCUGUCGAACUUGAGCCCUUUGUCAAGCGACACAUCUUCGAAAAUAGCCAGUUACUGAUGAAUUCUAUUGUCAAACAUUACAAAGAGGAAUUAAAGUGGCAAGCUGCUGUAAUCCUGGGGUCAACAGAUUUUCUUGGCAACCCACUGGGAUUCGUCAACGAUCUCUCUGAGGGAGUAUCCCGUUUCUUCUCAGAAGGUGGAAAUGUGAAAGCUCUAGUGGGGAAUGUUACUCAUGGACUCUCUAAUUCUGCUGCUAAAGUUUCCGAGACACUGUCAGAUGGUCUGGGCAUGGUGAUCUUGGAUGAUGAUCAUGAAGAGGCAAGACGGCGAAUCCGGCGGGCCCAUUCCGGAACUUCAGGAGACCAUCUUGUGGCAGGAGUCAAAGGGCUUGGCUAUGGCCUCUUCGGCGGCCUUACCAGUGUCUUCAAGCAGACCUAUGAGGGAGCAGCCAAUGAAGGCAUUCCGGGAUUUAUCUCAGGGCUCGGUAAGGGGAUUGUUGGUACUGUAACAAAGCCUGUGGUGGGAGUGUUGGAUUUGACCUUUGAGACGGCCAGCGCAGUGCGUGUCUCCAGUCGCAGUUCUAACCGCAAGAGUCCCGAGCGCACCAGGCCCCCUCGGUGUGUCUCUAGUGUCACUGGUCUGAUGCCUGUAUACAACCAGAAGCAGAGUCGUGGACAAGAGCUGCUCUACACCAUCAGCAACUGUGACUACUCAGAGUUGUUCAUGGCCUAUGAAGUGUUGCGCAGCGGUUCGGAGGACCUUCGUAUCGUCAUCUCCAGCGAGAUGGUACGAGUAAUCAGUGGCAAUACCAACAACAUGUUUCUACAGGUCCAUAUGAGAGAGCUGGUUAGCUGUCAGCCUUUGAGCUUGUAUGAGGGUGGGACGACACUACACUAUAUAGAGCUGGCCAUCCGGGUGGAUGGUGGGGCACUGGGGCAAGAGCCCACCAAGCGACCUCGAGUCCGCUGUGACACCGGAGCUGUGGCAUCAUGGGUGUCAGAGAAAGUGAACCAUGUUCGCACAAUCUACAUUGAACGCCAGCACACUCUUAUGGCCAACUCUGAACUAAACUUGCUGGAAGACUGAACUGACUGUUCUCGUUACAAGACUGCAACUCUACCUUGUGAUAUAGCAUAGGCUAGUUCAUAAUCCAACCACUGUUGACCAUUUAUUUUCUCGACUAUUGAAUAUAUUUUUCGUAACAUAAUCUCCGCAGUAUUUUAAUAAUAAGAAUGGGAGCAAUAAUGCGGGUUUUAUAUUUUUACGUUCUAGGUGAUAACUUAUUGAUUGUAUAGGUGCUGCUUGUUCAUAAUACUUUGCAUAUAUUUAUUUAGUAUUUGUGUGCAACGAGAUGAUUCUAGUCUAUAUCGUUUUUGCUUUCUCAGUGAUCACAUUCUCUGUAUACUUCUAACUUUUUGCUUUCACAUAAGUUUAUUCCCUCCCGAACAAAACGGAUCAUGUUUGCUUGUUUAGUUUAUUCUGUUUUCUGCUGUUCACCCAUUGUUUUGAUUGCUAGCAGUUGCCAUAUCAGAAUUGUUUUCUCCUUUUAGUUUGGAAAUUCUGAAAGAAAAUUUCCUGUGAAAUCAAAAGGCUAACGGCAAGAUUAAUUUCAUUAUUUAGCCAUUCGCAGUGGCCAUAUCAACUUUAAGAGCAAUGCAAUUUGGAACAAAAUAAACCGAGUGGCCAAGAAUUGACUGUAGCCAUUUAAAAUGGCCAUAAACUACAUUUUAUUUUUUACUUGAAAAAUUCCAAACAACCAUAAGUGAGCACAAAAAGUUAAGUUCAACACAUGUUUUAGAGAAAAACUUUUAAGGCAGUUUAAAAUAGCUGACCUGUAUUAAUUAUGUUUGGUACCACUAACAAAAAAUAUUCAUUUAAAAAAUUGUAAAUGAAUUGUUUAUUGUGAGUUGACAGUUGCUUGUUUUACUAUUAUAAGAUAAAAUGUUCAGUAUUAUAUAAAAUUAUAUGAUUGUGUCAGAAUUAACCAAGUUACAUGGUAUGUCAAGUCUUGGCCAAUAUUAUAAUCAAAAUACUUAAAAACUCAAAAAUCAUAAUGUAUUUUAUGCUCUUUGUGCAACAAAAACUAACAUUCAGUGAACUGAUUCUUCAAUAAGUUAUAUAGUUUUUAACUAAGAUAUUUAUUACUUAAAAUGUUUCAACUUAUUUUGUACUAUGUUUUUAUUGUUGUAAGCUGUUAAAUAAUUCUAAAAUUUUGAUAUAUACAUCUUGUUUUUGUGUGUGUACAACUGAAAUAUGUUAUUGUAAAAUUAAAUAAGUGAUUUUAAUAACUGAUCAGUGGUUGCGGUGUGAAUUUGUGUUCCCAUUGUGCAGUAGUUUAGACUUAUUAUCUGUGCAAAUUAGUUUUUAUCAGGUAUUCGUUUUUAAUUUUAAGAUUUUUAACAUAACCAAUCAAAAUUAGUUUUACCAAUCAAAACAUCAUUAAAAUGUCUAAUUUCAAGGAAUUUGAUGAUAUAAAAUUUAAAAAUAGACAUUAUUUAUUUAGACUUGUUAAGAAAUAUGUUAGUUUGCGUUAUGAUAUGGAUAUUUUUUUGACGAUUUUCACACAUCGCAGAUUAUUCCAGUUAUUUAUAAAAAUGUAAUAUGGUGUACAAAUGUCAUGUGAAUCUUGGAUUUGACUAUAAAUAUAAUUUAACUGUUCAAAUUAUAUUAUUGUUGUGCCUGAAUAUAAUAGUUUUGCUAGAAAAGCUUUGUGAUUAAAAAGCUUGUAAGUAUUGGUUUUUAUGUCAAUUUUAAUUGUACAAAUAUUAGAUUAUCAUAUAGUUUCUAAUUUAACAGUUACCGCUGUAAAAUGUGUUGUUGCCUAACCAAGAUAUUGUGUGAGUGGUAAAGAGACAUUAGCAUUAUUCAUUACAUUGUAUGCUAGGUUAGAAAGUUGGCAGAAAAAUCUAGUGAAUACUAUUUACACUGUUUUCUAAAUGUAACCAUAAUAAGAGUUACAUAUUAGUGUUUUGUUCUAAUAUUAUAUGCAUUGAUGACACCAUUGUUAUAUAAAUUUAAACGAUAAAUUCCUCUCAAAAAAUUUGCUUUAGCAUUCAAAAUUAAUAAUUGAGGAUCUGAAAGUUUUUGCAAACGCACCAUGAUGUGUUAUGUGUUGUACAGAUUUAGCUGAAUCUAAAAAUUUUCAAAUGCCUAAGAGCCUAGCUUAGCUUUUGAAUUUUUGUUUGUUGUUUUUGAGUCAAUAAAAAAUUAUUCAUUUGAA